AGUGUUAAAAAAGAACUUUUACUGUGUUUUGCUAAUGGAAAAAGAACUUGACAUAUGUGCACUCAUCCUGCCUUGUUUGUUUGCUGCUUCAUUUCCUUUUCUGGGCAGAUAUAUAUUUAGGGCUUUUGUUGUCGACUCAAUGUGUUCGAGCGCCGAAGCUUUGGCACAAUUGCACUAGGGCUUUGCGCGCUUCUGUACUCUGUGGCCUUCCAUAAGAAAAUCGAAGCUCUUGAAGCCCAAAAUCAUGAGGAGAAAGUGCAAGGAUCACAUCGGUAAAUUGCCAGAUGAUGUUCUUCAUACCAUUGUCUCAUUAUUGAGUAUGAGGGAUGCUGUACGCACGAGCGUAUUAUCACAUAGGUGGAAGAACAUGUAUGCAUACAUGUCAAAUCUUGAGUUCAAUUGGCAUGACAUAAUCUCCACACCAGCUGAUUCAACUCCUGGAACGGUUUGCAACAGCAAAGUGCACUAUUUUCUAGCAAGACUAGAAAGAUUCUUAGCGUGUCAUUUGGGCACGAAGGUUGUCUCCUUCAAGGUUUCAUGUUGCUUUGGAAAUACAUACGGUCUUCAUAUCAAUGACUGGAUUAGUUUUGCCAUUAGAAAGGGCGUUGAAAAUCUUGAUCUUGCCUUUACUUGUGACAAACCAGCUGAGCGCAUCGAUUGGAGAAUCAUUGACUAUUAUCAUUUUCCUACUCAGCUCCUUUUGCAUGGUGAAGAAUCCAAAUUAAGGCAUCUUUCCUUGCGCUCAUGCACGCUUCAGUCAGAUUUUUUUGAUCGAUUUAGCACCUUAUCAACUCUUGUGUUGUGUGAUGUAAAUCUCGCUGGACAUGUUGAGCCGCAUAUGUUUUCUUCUUGUUCAAACCUUGAGUGUUUAACAUUGCAAUGGUGUUUUGGAUUAGAAAGAUUGUGCAUUGGUGAUUCUCUUCAUCGUUUGAAGGUGCUGGUGGUGAGCCUCUGUGAAGGGUUAAAGGGGAUUGAACUCAGUGCCACCAAUCUUACCAGUUUCCAUUAUAAGGGUGAUGAUAUAGAACUCGCUUUCGAAAGGGUUCCCAAUCUGGGGGAACUAUAUGUUAUGAUGAAGGACACUAAUGUGGUUUCUACUUUUGCUCAGCUUGAGAAAGAACUUCCUCAUGUCAAGAGUAUGACAGUUGCCAAAAGUCGUGCCCGUAAGAAAAAGUUGGAAAACUUUGUGUGGUUACUUGGUUCAUUAAAACGAGCCAACAUGUCAUGCUCACUUUUCUUAUUUUUUCCCCUUGUCUUUCAUUGUAGGUUAUAAUCGCUGACGAUUCAACAAGGGCCAGCAUUUGCCUGUGUUUCAUGUGAUGUCCAAAGGAUCAGCUCUGUCCUAGGAGCUCUUCUCCUACUUCAGAAAUUCCAUUUGACCUCGAAUCUUCACUACAUCGAUUGUGGUUGUAGAUGUCUAAUAUAAACUUUUGCUGCUUCAGAUCAUGCGGCAUUGUCAUUUAUAGUUGCUGUCUAAAUUACUUGUCCAGAAUCCAGAAGUGCAGUUUCACUUGUCCACAGAAUUAGAGUUCGUUCUUUUCUGCAAUUUAUCUAGGUCAGGGCAGCUGUAUGUUAACUCUUAGCUGGGGUGUAUGCGAACUGUAGUUCUUAGCUGUUAUGUAAUGACGGAUUUCUGGUUGGCUGUUUGUACAAUUUUGCUUCAUUUUUUUCCCCUAAGAAAUUUGUGUUACUCAUCUGGGGAAGAAAAGAAGUGGAUUGCUCGUACAUGUUUUGAGUAAAACACAACUUGUAACAAA
This is a messenger RNA of Prunus dulcis (almond), 1757 nucleotides long. RefSeq names its product F-box/LRR-repeat protein 25-like. NCBI's taxonomy places the organism in Eukaryota, Viridiplantae, Streptophyta, Magnoliopsida, Rosales, Rosaceae. Gene Ontology annotation, molecular function: protein binding. The transcript has 2 exons. The coding region runs from base 245 to 1273 and encodes 342 amino acids. The record is from RefSeq and is a predicted model, not a curated record.